Molecule: messenger RNA, 1254 nt
Organism: Parastagonospora nodorum SN15
Lineage: Eukaryota; Fungi; Ascomycota; Dothideomycetes; Pleosporales; Phaeosphaeriaceae
Exons: 1
Coding region: 1-1254 (417 amino acids)
Molecular function (GO): hydrolase activity
Source: RefSeq, a predicted model, not a curated record
AUGCCUCCUCCCGCACCCUCCAAACCCGGCCCUAUAACCCCCCGCAUAAUAAUCCACGGCGGCGCCGGCAACAUCACCAAAACCUCCCUCCCCCGUGAUCUCUACGACACCUACCGCGCCUCCCUGCUCUCCAUCCUCACCACCUCCAACACCCUCCUUUCCCAGCCCGGCGCCACCGCCCUCGACAUCGCCUCCCACGCCGUCACGCAGCUCGAAAACUCUCCACUCUACAACUCCGCCCACGGCGCCGUCUUCACGCGCGCGGGCACCACCGAGCUCGAAUGCAGCAUCAUGGUGAGCAGCGGGUGGCGAAAGCGCGGCGUCGGAUGCAUGUUGCUAUCGCGGGUGAAGAACCCGAUUCUCCUCGCGCGCGAACUGCUGAUGCGCGGCGAGGAAAUCGGGGGCCAGGGGAGCGGCGAACACGCACACUACAGCGGGGCGUUUGCGGAGUCGCUGGCGGAAAAAUGGGGGCUGGACAUUGUGGACCCGGGGUAUUUCUGGACGCGUAGGAGGUGGGAGGAGCAUCUGCGGGGGCUGGUGGAAGGGGAAGGAGAAAAGUGUGAGGUCAGUGAGUGGGAAAAGAAUAAUUAUAUUCCCAUGGGUACGUGUGGUGCGGUUGUUGUUGAUUCCCACGGCACGAUUUGUGUGGCGACGAGUACGGGGGGGUUGACGAAUAAAGCCCCUGGGAGAAUUGGGGACACGCCGUGUAUGGGCACGGGGUAUUGGGCGGAGCAGUGGUAUGAGGAUGCGAGGGCCAUGGUGUAUCAGCAGCAGGCUGUUGCGGCGCCGAUUGAGCGGAUUAGUAGGGGAGAUUUCGGCGGGAUGUUGGGGGAGUGCUUGGGUGGGUCGACGCCAGUGCUACAGCAAGUGGAGAAGCAAAGGGAUGUGCGACAUGCGGUUGGCUUGUCGGGGACGGGCAAUGGGGAUAGUUUUAUUCGCAUGGCGGCGACAAGGACGGCGGCGGCAUAUUCGCGCUUCUCGAAUAAGUCGCUGGCGAAGGCGACGACGUGGAUGGUGGGACGGGGUGGUGAGCUGCAAAAGUCUGCGGGUGAGCGUUGGGGCAAGACAGGAGAAGGGCAAGGCGGAAUGAUUGGCAUCGAAGUGGUAGGCGAGAAAGUAGAGGUGGUGUUCGAUUACAACUGUGGUGGCUUAUUCAGAGCUUGGACAGAAGAAGACGGAAGUAAGAAGUGUUUGAUUUUCAGGGAGGACAGCUGGGAAAGUGGACCAGAGGGGUGGAAUAGCGUUUGCAACUAG